ACAUAACAUUUAUUCUAUGCUAACCUAACCAAACUAAUUCAAAUUGAACAUCAUAAAAAUACAAAUGUUAAUUUCCUCGUGUCGUGUCAGUGUUAUGUGUAUCCAAUAAAAAUAUUUAUAUUUGUUGAUCAAUAUGGAAACAACGGAAGAUUUAAGUCUCGAUCAAGAUGUUCCGGAGCCAAAUCAAGAUCUUCAGGCGACACUUUCUUUAUUGGACGAAAUAAAUACAAGUACCGAAAAUGUAACUCAAUUGGUUGAUAAUAUGAUUCGUAAAGUUAAAAAUGGAGAAUUGUCUACAGAUCAAGGUUUAAGCUUUCUAGAAAUGAAGAACAUGAUGCUCCUAAGUUAUCUUAUCAACAUUACAUAUUUCAAUUCCCUUAAAUGUUCAGGAAAGAAAAUUGAAAAUGAUAUCUGUAUAGACAGAUUGAUAGAAAUACGAACCGUUUUGGAGAAAAUAAGACCAAUAGAUCAAAAGUUGAAAUUUCAAAUAGAAAGAUUAGUGAAAUCUUCCCGAGAUGGUAUCUCAAUGGAUGAUUCCAAAAAACAUAAAGCUAAUGUAGGCAAUGCGGAGAAUUUAGAUGACAAUGAUGAUGAAGACAUAGAGAGUGAUGAUGAUCAAGAGUCUGGUGAUGGUGAAGAGUCUGUACCAAAAAGUAAAAAGGGGAUUUAUGUACCUCCAAAAUUAUCAGCGGUUCAUUAUCCAGGUGAUGAAAAUGCUCAUGAAAGGAACAGAAGGCUUCAGGAGAAAUCCAAGAAACACGCAUUAUCGUCAGCCCUUCUACAGGAUCUCUGUGAAGAAUAUUUAGACACUCCUCUUGAACUCCAUCAAAGCAGCAGAGCGCAGCAGAUCUUAACCAAGCAACAGAAGGAGCGACAAGAAUACGAGGAAGAAUAUAUGACUCGUCUUCCAGUAAGUAAGUCAGAAAAGCAUGACAGGCGCAAGUUGACUACUUUGGGAGUAUUAGGCUCAGAAAUUACUAACUAUGGCGACUCAAAAUCAGUGAAUAAGAAAAAGCGAAAAUAUACACCUAAAGGUAAAGGAAAAAGUUCCAAAAGAAAGAAGUUUUCACACUGAUGCAGUAGUAAUAGGAUAUUACUUCUCUUUACAAUGACUCAAUGUCAAGUUAAAGAAACUAUUAUGGAAUAGUUUUUUAAGUUUGUUUUAUGCCACAAAUUGAUUGAAAGCAUUAUUUCGAUUGUUAUUACUCAUUGAAGUGAAAUUGUAUAUAAUAAAAGAAUAAAUUUGUAUUUUAAACACAA
Molecule: messenger RNA, 1260 nt
Organism: Harmonia axyridis
Lineage: Eukaryota; Metazoa; Arthropoda; Insecta; Coleoptera; Coccinellidae
Product: neuroguidin
Exons: 3
Coding region: 134-1075 (313 amino acids)
Biological process (GO): maturation of SSU-rRNA from tricistronic rRNA transcript (SSU-rRNA, 5.8S rRNA, LSU-rRNA)
Cellular component (GO): nucleolus; small-subunit processome
Source: RefSeq, a predicted model, not a curated record